AUUAAUUACCUAGAAAAUUGUUUUGCAUAAAUAAUGAGCGAGAACAAUCCCGAUUUUGAUUUAAAUGAGAAAAUACAUCAAGAAAAGCAGCUUAUUGCUGAACAAAAAUGGAUACUCGACGCAUUAAAGAAAAUUAAAAAUCAGCGCAAUGCUCUCCAGAUUGAGAGGAUGCAGCUGGAAAACAUGAAAAGGGAGUUCAUUAAAGAAAAUAGUCUCAACCAAAAGGGUCAACCACUGAAGAAGGCUUCAGACAUACCCACUGGAGUCACUGGAGUCCCGCCUUCAGAUCAAAAGCUGGUUUCCGAGAUGGCCUCAUUGGCCACCCCAGGGCCGUCUACUGCGGCUCCUGGUCCAAAAUCUGGUCCAUCCACCGCUGGUUCAGCCAUAGACCAGUUUCUCGAGCUUGAGGCUACGUGCAACAACGAAGUCCUCAACUUGAAAGUGGCUAAGCCAUUGCUCAGCUUCUCAAAGCGCAAGUUCUCUGAAUCUGAAGAAGAGGAGGAUGAAGACGAUGAAAUUAAUGUUAUAGAUAUGAACAUGCUUAUUAAUAUGAACUGCUCUCGUAAGGAGUAAAUCUAUACGUAUUAUAUUAUCUGUGUCUACACUGUACCUAAAUAAGAUACAUAGCUGGGCACAAGACCGUUAGUAGGUAA
Messenger RNA from Ostrinia furnacalis (Asian corn borer), 653 nucleotides. RefSeq lists its product as uncharacterized. The transcript has 3 exons. The record is from RefSeq and is a predicted model, not a curated record. The coding region runs from base 34 to 573 and encodes 179 amino acids. Gene Ontology annotation, cellular component: nucleus. Gene Ontology annotation, biological process: transcription by RNA polymerase II; transcription initiation at RNA polymerase III promoter. NCBI's taxonomy places the organism in Eukaryota, Metazoa, Arthropoda, Insecta, Lepidoptera, Crambidae.